AUUUUAUUAAAGUAAUUCUGCAACGCAAUCUUAGUUUUAAUUGAAACUCCAAUGAGGAUGACUAUGUUUGGUUAAUUUUAAUUAUUUUAGUUAUUGCCAUGGACAUAUUCGUGAGUGCUGUCGCUUUGUUCUUCUAUGGCGCAAUAACACAAGCACAGGAGAUUUUAAGGGCAGGCAACGAUUUCUCCGUCUCCAUUCCAACCAAUCGCUCUGAGAGAAACGAUUCCAGAGUACUGGCCCUGCUCAUUUUAGAAGAAAACGGCAGCGAGGAAUCAGGAAACAUAGCCAAAGGUAACAAUUCACCGAUAAUAAUGCCAUGGAUAGACGCAGCAAAUCUUGGUGAUAAACAAAACGAGGAUAUAGACACGUCAGGAGAAUCUAAUUCAGAUGAAUAUCCCGAUUCAGACGAAAGUGAUACCGACAGCGAAUCGAAUUUUUAUCAUGAAGACGACUACAUAAAUGACGCAAUAAAUACAAUUGAUUUAGCAGAGCUCAAACACUUGAAAGACAAAUCCGAACUUUUACGAAAGAGAUGGAAAUCUUGUCGUAAGACAGCUGCUAAAGUAUGCAAGGAAGCGUGCAAAAUAUCUUACAUGAACGCUUGCAGUGAAUAUGAUUGUGAAAAAAAAUUAAAGAAAGCAAUGAGUAAAGAAUGCAAGAGGAAUUGCAAGGAUAUGUUUAUGUAAUUUACAUAUAAGUUUAAUAUUAAAAGUUUUUUUGUAUUAGAUAUGGCCAUUAUUGGCUAUCGUGAGACAUAUUACAUUGAUUAGGUAUAUUGGAAUAUGGCUUACUCGUGUAACUCAAAAAAGG
Spodoptera littoralis (African cotton leafworm) is the source of this 810-nucleotide messenger RNA. The record is from the annotation of a GenBank genome assembly. Lineage: Eukaryota; Metazoa; Arthropoda; Insecta; Lepidoptera; Noctuidae.